AUGGUCGAGGACAUCAAGAAAAAGAAGAAGAGCAAGAAGAGCAAGGAGAACCAAUUCAGUUAUCCCAACCUUGUCACGCCGAAGCUCGAAGAUUGUCUCGAGACUGAAAAAGCCCGCGGUCCGCUGUGGAGCUCCCUGAGCGACAAGAUGUCGAAACUCUUAUCAGACGCAAAGGCACAGAAUCAGGACUCACAUUUUCGACUGCAUAUCACUCCACCAAAGACUUUCCGGAAAGCUGUCGCUAUCGGCGUUCAUGGAUACUUUCCACACAAAAUGGUCCGCAGCGUUAUCGGUCAGCCUACUGGAACGUCAUCCAAGUUUGCCAACGAGGCCGCUGACGCUAUCGAAAGAUGGGCGACGGCGCACGGCAUGACUGAUUUCUCAGUCACGAAAAUUGCAUUAGAGCAUGAAGGUAUCGUCAGCGAUCGUAUCGAGAACCUUUACCGGAUCCUAUCAAAACACAUGCGCGUGAUUCAAGAAGCGGACUACAUCAUGAUUGCAGCGCAUUCGCAAGGAACACCCGUCGCGAUCCAACUGUUAGCAAAACUGAUCGAAGAAGGUCAUGUCGACAAUAAGACGAUCGGAAUACUUGCUAUGGCCGGAAUCUCGCUCGGUCCGUUCUUUGGACUUGACCAGAAAUUGCUCAUGCGGGCGUACGGCUCGAUCGAGAAUGACUCCUUGAAAGAGCUUUUCGCGUUUCAAAACCCGAAUUGUUUGCAAGGCAGGCGAUAUAUGAGUGGUCUCAGAACAGUGAUUCAGCAUGGCGUCAAAAUCACGUUUGUGGGUUCGGUAAACGACCAGCUUGUUCCGCUGUACUCGUCACUGUGUGCUCACGUAACCCAUCCCUACAUUUACCGAUCCAUAUUCGUUGACGGGAAAAUUCACGCGCCGACCUUCAUCAUCUCAUUCAUCGAGCUUCUAGUCAAGCUGCGCAACUUUGGAUACACCGACCACGGUAUCCUGCGGGACAUCAGCGACGCUAUGGCCGGUACGCUUACUGGCGGCGGCCACUCUGUUAUUUAUAACGAGCAUGCAGUAUAUGACCUUGCCAUCCGCCAGUCUCUUGAGACGUCCGAGUUGCCGGAUAUUGCGGUUGCGAUUGAUGAGGAUUUCGAGAUCCCGACGCCGAUGAAUUAUAACCCGUAUAACUUGCCGUGGAGCGUGCGAGGUUUAUUUGAACAGCAGUUUGUCCGUGAACAACUCCUGGACGAUAUGAACAAAGCGUUGGAGAAAUUCGACGAAUGGGAUCCAGACACGAAGCCUCUCAAAGACGUUAAAUACAGACUCUCGGCCAUCAAGUCUGCAGUCCUGGGUAACGGUAAGCCCGGCUCUGGAAUGCCGAUGCCAAGGGAGUUGGCGAACGGGGUUGUCCAAGGAGCAGCGUGA
Molecule: messenger RNA, 1386 nt
Organism: Myxozyma melibiosi
Lineage: Eukaryota; Fungi; Ascomycota; Lipomycetes; Lipomycetales; Lipomycetaceae
Exons: 2
Coding region: 1-1386 (461 amino acids)
Source: RefSeq, a predicted model, not a curated record